This is a messenger RNA of Monoraphidium neglectum, 909 nucleotides long. RefSeq lists its product as hypothetical. The record is from RefSeq and is a predicted model, not a curated record. The transcript has 5 exons. The coding region runs from base 1 to 909 and encodes 302 amino acids. Lineage: Eukaryota; Viridiplantae; Chlorophyta; Chlorophyceae; Sphaeropleales; Selenastraceae.
AUGGUCUGGGCACACGCAGCGCUGGCAGAGGAAGCUGCGGACGCCAUAGAGGAGGACGAGGACGAGGGCCGCAACGACGCAGGCGCCUCGGGCCGCCCCCGCGCUGCCCGCGGUUCCGCCGCCGCCGCCGCCGCCGCCGCCCCGCGCGGCCCGAGCGCCGCGGCGGUCUCCGACCUCGUCGCCCGGCGCGGCGCGUUCGUGCGCGCGCUCGAGGCCAUCCUGGACGCCCCGGCGCCGGCAGCCGUCGAUGACGUCAUCGACGGCGGCCAGGCUGCCAAUGCCAAGCGCGAGUGGGAGGAGCUGCGUGACCAGGCGUUCUGCGGCCUGGUGGACCUGGCCGCGUUCUCCAACGGCCCGGGGCUGGCGCAGGUGGCGGGCGCGGGGCUGGCGGUGUCGGCCGCGACUGCGGGGCGGCUGUGGGGCCACGUGGAGGCACUGCUGGAUGAGGAGGAGGAGGAGGAGGAGCAGGAGGACGGCGGGGACGGGUGGGAGGACGGCGACGAGGACGCCGGCGCCCGCCGAGCCCCGGCGGCGGCUGCCGCUCGCCGCUCCGCCGCGGUGCGCCUGGCGGCGCGACGCGCUCAGUGCACGGCGCUGCUGGGGCGGCUGCUGCUGGCGGGGUGCCUGCCACGUGACCAGGACGAGUGGCUGGGCGCGCGGCUGGUGGGGCUGCUGGCGGAUGGCACGCACCCCCAGGUCCAGGAGGUGGCGCGUGGCGUGUGCCGUGAGCUGCGCCGCCACCGCCCCGGCUUCCUCCCGCACCUCUACCUCUCAGCCCUCAAGACGGCCUGGGAGCAGGUGGAGGACUCGUCAGACCCGGAGGGCGCCAUGGGGCCCUUUGAGGGCCUGGCCGCGGCGGUGUCCAGCAUGUACAAUGGUGUGUGUAGGAGGGGGCAAGGGCUCUUCUGA